AAAAACCUUCCAGACCGUUACCCACACAUUGCAUCAAAUCCCAAACCCCAAAACAAAAAGCACAGAAAAAACAGAGCGAACCCCACCGAUCGAUGGGCUGCGUUUCGUCAAAGCUCGUCAGGAAAGACCUGAAGAGAGAAAUCACUUUCAACAAUGGCGGCGAGUGCGUGAACCACGUGGUCUCUCUCACGUCAAGCACCUACGGGGCUCUCAACUUGGACAGCCAGCAACCCACCAAAGAUUGUGUGGGAGCAGAGAGUAGGAGAUUACAGAGAUCUCCUCCUCGCGAGGAGCCAGAGGUUAUCAAUGCUUGGGAACUCAUGGAGGAUCUUGAAGAAGGAAUGCCCAUUUCGAAUCAAGCCAAGAAGAGCCCCAAGCCGCGGGCUUUUCUACGUGGGUUUUCCGGUUUCGAUGCGAGGAGUCCGAUGAAGUUCUCGAAUCAGAGUGGGUCUCCCAAGAAAGCAAAGAGAUUUGCUGGGAAAGAGAAUAAGGGUCGGGUUAAUCUUUUCGGGCGUGCCGAUUAUAGCCCGAAAGCAGUUCUGAAAGCCAAGAUUUGUUCGGAGAACUCGUGUAAGGCGGUGUUGAAUCUAAGUUAUCCGGUGAAAGGGUCUCCAAUAAGAGCAAAAAGAGAGAGUCCUGGGAGAGAUUUGGAUUUUUCGUCGCGAAGAAAGAGCUUUAGUCCCCUGUUUGAUCCAGAGCUUCUUGCUUCUUAUGAGAAAGAAUUGUCUGAAGAGGAAGAACAAAUCAAGAUGAUGGUUUCCCCCACACCGAAAGCCCGAAGAGCGAGGAAGUCGAGGGAAUUGGAGGCUAUUCUUGAUUCUUUCGAGAGAAAGUGCCCACCUGGCGGUGAAAAUGCGGUUGUGAUUUACACAACAACAUUACGAGGAAUCCGGAAGACCUUUGAGGACUGCAACAAGGUCCGGUCGAUAAUCGAAUCACAUUGUAUCCACGUGUUCGAGCGAGAUGUAUCCAUGGAUUCGGGAUUCAAAGAGGAGCUGAGAAGACUAAUGGGGACAAAGGAGGUGAAAGUUCCUCUUGUUUUCGUGAAGGGAAGGUUGAUUGGCGGAGGAGAUGAGUUGGUGAAGUUGGAAGAGGAGGGGAAACUAAGCAUUUUGUUUGAUGGGAUUCCGAGGGCUCUCGGCGGGUGUGAAGGUUGCGCUGGGGUGAGGUUUGUGAUGUGCAUGGACUGCAAUGGAAGCUGUAAGGUCUUGGAUUCCGAGCAGAAGAAGAUGGUGAGGUGUGGUGAGUGCAACGAGAAUGGGUUGAUUCAGUGCCCUGUUUGUUGUUAAUUUAAGUCGAGAAUCAUAUUCUUGGAUUUUGAUUUGGGUAUUUCUUUAGGCUGCUAGCCUUGCUUUGUUUGAAGACUAGACACAAAAGAUUAGCUUGAAGAUGUUGUUUCUUUAUGUGGGAAAAAUGGGGGUUCUAAAGUGGGUUUUAGGCCCUCCUGUAUGCUGAAGUUUUCAUUUUGCUUGAUUUUAUUACUGGACACUUGUUUUC
Messenger RNA from Corylus avellana, 1497 nucleotides. RefSeq names its product Glutaredoxin family protein. The record is from RefSeq and is a predicted model, not a curated record. Lineage: Eukaryota; Viridiplantae; Streptophyta; Magnoliopsida; Fagales; Betulaceae.